CUUGUCCCCUCCUCCUGCCACUCUCCCCCUCCUCCUCUGUUCUGCCUCUCAUAAAAUCAUUCAACUCAGCCCUUCCUCACAUCCGAAAAUAAAAAAUGGUGUCUCUCUCAGCAUCUUCUGUUCAACUCUUCAUCCUCGUCGUCCUCCUCAGUUCACUUACACUCCACGAAGCCACCACCGUGUGCUACUCCGUUAACAACUCUCUCAUACUUCCUCCCUCUGAGAUCUUCUUCUCCCUCCAAACACUGCCUCUUGAUGGCUCCAUCGCCUUAUAUAGCCAUCCUUUUGAACAGGUAGCUGCCAGAGACUUCGGCAACAUUUACCAUUUUCCUCCACUCGCAGUUCUCAAUCCGAACACUGUCUCUGAUAUUUCACUCAUCAUCAAGCUCGUCUCCGAGAUGGGCUCUGCCUCUGGCUUCAAAAUCGCCGCCAGAGGCCAUGGCCAUUCAAUUCAGGGCCAGGCACAAGCACAUCAAGGCUUGGUCAUUAACAUGGAGUCCCUGCGAGAACCAGAAACAAUGCAAGUGAAGUACAUCAGACGAGGGCUUGUCGGGUUGCCGUAUGUGGAAGUUUCAGGGGGAGAGCUGUGGAUAAACAUACUGCAUGAGACAUUGAAACAUGGGUUGGCUCCGAAAUCUUGGACUGAUUACCUUCACCUUACUGUUGGUGGAACCCUGUCCAAUGCCGGAAUAAGUGGCCAAGCUUUCCGCCAUGGACCCCAGAUUAAUAACGUGUUCCAGCUGGAAGUCGUCACAGGAAAAGGAGAGGUGGUGACCUGCUCAGAAACCCAAAACGCAGACUUAUUUUACGGGGUCCUGGGAGGGCUUGGCCAAUUUGGCAUAAUCACCAAGGCUCGUAUUUCUCUUGAACCAGCACCAAAGAUGGUGAAAUGGAUUAGAGCGCUGUAUUCAGAUUUCUCCGUGUUCGCCAGGGAUCAAGAGUAUUUAAUAUCAAUUGAAAACACAUUUGAUUAUAUUGAAGGAUUCGUGAUCAUAAAUAGAACCGGCAUCCUCAAUAGCUGGAGAUCUUCCUUCAGUCUGAAAGAGCCACUUCAAGUCAGCCAAUUCGAUUCAGAUGGAAGGACCUUUUAUUGUCUGGAAAUGGCAAAAUACUUCAACCCAGAAGAAUCUGAAGCCAUGAAUCAGAGCGUCGAGCAUCUUUUGUCAGAACUGAGUUAUAUUCCCUCCACAAUCUUCCUGACAGAAGUUUCUUACGUGGAGUUCCUGGAUAGGGUCCAUGCUUCUGAAAUGAAGUUGAGAGCAAAGGGAUUAUGGGAUGUUCCCCAUCCUUGGCUGAAUCUUUUCAUUCCGAGGAGCAAAAUUCACGACUUCAAUCAAGAGGUGUUUGGCAAAAUCCUUACAGAUUCAAGUAAUGGUCCCAUUCUCAUUUACCCCGUCAACCAAACAAGGUGGAACGGUAAAACCUCUUUGGUUACACCAGAGGAAGAUGUUUUCUACGUAGUAGCAUUCCUGCCCUCUGCAGUCCCAAAUUCUGUAGGCAAAGACAGCUUGGAAAACCUACUGAACCAAAAUAAACGGAUCGUAGAAUUCUGUACCAGUGCUCGUUUAGGAGCGAAGCAAUAUCUUCCCCACUACACCACCAAAGAUGAAUGGCAAGCCCACUUUGGGUCUAGAUGGGAAGCAUUCUUCCAAAGAAAGUUAGCGUAUGACCCACUCGCACUUCUCGCCCCAGGGCACAGAAUCUUUGAAAACGCAAUCUCAACUUCCUGUUAAGAAUGUCAUGCUGUAAAUUUGUUUAUAAUUAAUAUUAAUAUUUUAUAUGCUUCUCAGAAGUUAA
Messenger RNA from Neltuma alba, 1797 nucleotides. Its product is annotated as cytokinin dehydrogenase 1-like. Bases 96 to 1733 code for a protein of 545 amino acids. The record is from RefSeq and is a predicted model, not a curated record. Gene Ontology annotation, molecular function: cytokinin dehydrogenase activity; FAD binding. Gene Ontology annotation, biological process: cytokinin metabolic process. The transcript is spliced from 5 exons. Lineage: Eukaryota; Viridiplantae; Streptophyta; Magnoliopsida; Fabales; Fabaceae.